UUCAACAGACUCACGGUUUGAAUUUCUACAUUUAUGCCACUGGAACCUCACAACUUUCCCGCAAAAAUUCAUCACAACUCAAAAUUUUUCAGGAAACCAUCAUUUUCCCAACAACCAAACACGCCAAUGGACGCCUUCAAGUCCACCUUCUUUAUCACCACCACCCCACUCCUUCCUUCCAAACCCUCCUUCCAAAAAGUCUCCAAAACAAAACCCAGGAUCCCAAUCAAGUCCUCUUCACGAGUCCAGCCAGACCCAUGGUCCUUAAGCGACGGGAACGACAUAACAAAGCCGAAACCCCGGUUCAAAAACCCUAAAAACCCUCUCUCAGACGACAACGCGCGGCGCAUAAUAAAGGCGAAGGCGAAGUACUUGAGCGAGCUGAGGCGGAACCAGGGGCCAAGAGCGAUGACGCCCAAGUGGAUAAAGAGGACGCCGGAGCAGAUGGUGAAGUAUUUGGAGGAUGAUCGGAAUGGGCAGUUGUAUGGGAGACACGUGGUGGCGGCGAUAAAGGCUGUGAGAGGGAGGGAUGAGAAGGUGAACAUGAGGGUUGUGAUGGGGAGCUUUGUGGGAAAAUUGAGUUUUAGAGAAAUGUGUGUGGUGUUGAAAGAGCAAAGGGGUUGGAAACAAGUUAGGGAUUUUUUUGAUUGGAUGAAGUUGCAGCUAAGCUAUCGCCCCAAUGUUGUUGUUUAUACAAUUGUUUUGCGCUUAUACGGGCAAGUUGGAAAGAUAAAGCUGGCGGAACAGACGUUCUUGGAGAUGCUUGAAGCAGGAUGUGAACCAGAUGAAAUUGCUUGUGGUACUAUGCUUUGUACUUAUGCCAGAUGGGGACGCCAUAAGGCGAUGUUGACAUUUCAUUCUGCCAUAAAAGAAAGGGGAAUUACACUUUCUACUGCAGUAUACAAUUUUAUGCUGUCGUCUUUGCAAAAGAAAUCGUUCCAUGGAAAGGUGAUAGACUUAUGGAGGCAGAUGGUGGGUGAACAGGUUGCACCUACUGAUUUUACUUAUACAGUAGUCAUCAGUUCACUAGUUAAAGAAGGUCUUCAUGAAGACGCUUUGAUGACCCUUAAUGAGAUGAAGAACUCUGGGUUUGCUCCUGAGGAAGUAACUUAUAGCCAGCUUAUUAGUUUGAGUACAAGAAAUGGUAAAUGGGAUGAGGCACUAAAAUUAUACGAGGACAUGAGAUAUCGGGGAAUCAUUCCUAGUAACUACACUUGUGCUUCACUUUUAACUUUGUAUUACAAGAAUGAAGAUUAUUCUAAAGCCCUUUCUCUCUUUUCUGAAAUGGAGAAGUAUAAAAUCGCUGCCGAUGAAGUCAUUUAUGGUCUUCUCAUUCGAAUAUAUGGAAAACUUGGUCUUUAUGAGGAUGCCCAGAAAACAUUUCAGGAGACCAAGCGGCUAGGCCUACUUAGUGACGAGAAAACUUAUUUGGCAAUGGCACAAGUCCAUCUUAAAACUGGGAAUGUGGAGAAAGCUUUGAAUGUUAUUGAAGUUAUGAAAUCCAAAAACAUUUGGUUCUCAAGAUUUGCUUAUAUUGUCUUGUUGCAAUGUUAUGCCAUGAAAGAGGAUUUGGCCUCUGCUGAAGUCACAUUUCAGGCUCUCUCCAAGACUGGACUUCCUGAUGCUGGUUCUUGUGAUGACAUGCUGAAUUUGUAUAUAAGAUUGGACUUAACAGAAAAGGCCAAAGAUUUUAUUGUCCAGAUAAGGAAAGAUGAAGUGCUUUUUGAUGGGGAGCUUUACAAGACAGUUAUGAGAAUUUAUUGCAAGAAUGGAAUGGCAAGAGCGGCUGAGAAGUUAACGGAAGAGAUGGGUGAAAAUGUAUCAUUCAAGGAUAAUUACUUUUUUCAAACAUUUUUUAAGACUAUGCAUGGGGGAUUUCUGGGAGCACAAUCUGGAGACAAACUUUUGGCCUCCAACCAACUUGACUAUACGGCACUGGGGCUGAUGCUUAGUCUGUAUCUGACGGAUGGUAAUUUCAGUAAGACAGAAGAAAUUCUGAAAUUAUUGCUUGAGGCGGCUGGUGGCUCAUCUGCAGUGAAUCAACUCAUUAGCAACUUUGUUAGAGAAGGUGAUGUAUCUAAAGCAAAAAUUUUAAGAGAUCAGAUGACAAAACUAGGCUGCAGAUUGGAGGAUGAAGUUAUCGCCUCUUUGAUUGGUUUAUAUGGGAAGCAACAAAAGCUCAAAGAGGCUCAAGAUGUCUUCCAAGAAGUUGCAGAUUCGUCUAAACCUGGGAAAUUGAUAAUGAAAUCAAUUAUCGAUGCAUAUGCCAAAUGUGGUAAAGCUAAGGAAGCGUACUUGCUUUAUGAAGAAGCAACUGCACAAGGGCAUGAUCUGGAUGCUGUUGCUAUCAGCAUACUUGUGAACACGUUGACUAAUUGCGGCAAAUAUGAAGAAGCAAAGAAUAUCAUUAGUAAGAGUUUCCAAGAUAGCAUGGACCUUGACACUGUGGCUUAUAAUACCUUUAUUAAGGCAAUGCUAGAAGCAGGUAAAUUACAUUUCGCAGCCAGUAUUUAUGACCGUAUGCUUUCUUUGGGAGUUCCUGCAUCAAUUCAGACAUACAAUACAAUGAUUAGUGUGUAUGGACGAGGUCGAAAACUGGAUAAAGCUUUAGAGAUGUUCAACACAGCUCGAAGCUCGGGUAUCUCGCUUGAUGAGAAGGCAUACAUGAAUCUGAUCAGCUUUUACGGGAAGGCUGGUAAAACGCAUGAAGCAUCGCUUCUAUUCUCUAAAAUGCAGGAAGAAGGGAUAAACCCUGGGCUGGUUAGCUACAAUAUUAUCAUCAAUGUUUAUGCUGCCGCGGGACUUUAUCAUGAAGUUGAGAAACUUUUUGAAGCCAUGAAGAGAGCUGGCUUCGCACCUGACUCUUUCACAUAUCUUUCCCUUGUUCGUGCUUAUACAGAAAGUUUGAAAUACUCUGAAGCAGAGGAAACCAUCAGUUCUAUGCUGAAGCAAGGCAUUCCCCCUUCCUGUUCACAUUUUAAUCACUUGCUAUCUGCUUUCUUGAAAGCAGGUCUGAUAGUGGAAGCUAAUAGGGUGUACAAGGAACUACUAACAGCUGGUUUAAGUCCUGACCUUGCAUGUUAUCGGACUAUGAUGAGAGGCUACGUGGACUAUGGAUGUGUUGAAGAAGGAAUAAACUUUUUUGAACAGGUUAGGGAAUCUGCAGAACCAGACAGGUUUAUUUUGAGUUCAGCUGUGCAUUUGUACAAGUAUGCAAACAAAGAACUUGAAGCUAAUGGUAUUUUGGAUUCUAUGAAAUCUUUGGGGAUCUCGUUCCUGAAAAACCUGAAAGUUGGAUCAAAGAUGAAACCCUCAUAAUACCUGUUUCGACAAGUAUUUAACAAAGUCUAAUACUUGAUCAGGGAAGACAGGCUAAUGACAAUAAGUACCAGCUAGUUGUAUUACCUCUGGAGACAUGGUAGUUGGAUAAGACCUACAAAAGUGCUAAGAUGUCGUCUGGUGUAUGAGGUUGAUGGACAAAUACUGUAUAGUUGCUUUCAAGAAGUGACAUGGCAGCGGGAUCAGGUCGUUCUGUUAAUAACAUUCCUUUCUCAAGAGUCGAUGAGCAUUCUAGCAUAUGAAAACUCAAACUCAGUGCUGGAAGAAGUCAUUGACCUUGAGAAGUUUACAUUUAUAGAGUGAAAAGGACCUGCUAAUUUAAACUGGGAUUGCCAUCCCGGUCAUACUGGUGUAUGCAUCAGCAUCGUUUGUGGCUGAUAUAUGGAAAAUAAUAAUAUGGCCUACUGAAUUUCAGAUUUUUAAAUAUGGCGUUAGGUUUCAAAGAUGGUGGUGGUAUUUAUCUUUUGGUGCUGCAUUGUAUUUGCGUGAGAAGCUGUAACUGUAGCUUGAUAAAGAAGUUGAUCAACAGCUGCGUCUGUGAAAUAUCUAGCAGUGGUGAUUUUAACAUGCAUUGGAAUACAACUCAAGGAGUUCGCCUAGGAUAACUGGUGUAAUCUGUCCACUGGAUCGGAGGACCGCUUGGAAAACCCCAUCUGAACACUGCAAUGAAGGUUCAUGGUGUCGUUGAACUUGCCAGCAGUGAGUCUCUUCCCUGUAAGCAUCUGCAACAAUGAGAGCCAUAACUUGUUUCAUAAAAGCAUAUUUUAGCAGGGGAAACUAUCAUAGACCUUGUUGAAACUUUAAAUCUCAUACUUAGACCUUGUUGAAACUUUAAAUCUCAUCCUUACUCUUUGUUUUCAGAAAUUUCUGAAAAUACCGGUUGAUGAUGGAAUAUUGAAAUAUAAGGAUCUCUCACGGAAUCGAUGGUAGUAUAGUUACCUUGUAGAAGACCAUCAAAACUAUUAUUUGUUUCGAUAUAAAAUCAGUUUGGUUUGGUU
Pistacia vera is the source of this 4337-nucleotide messenger RNA. RefSeq names its product pentatricopeptide repeat-containing protein At5g27270. The record is from RefSeq and is a predicted model, not a curated record. Bases 34 to 3318 code for a protein of 1094 amino acids. The transcript is spliced from 9 exons. Gene Ontology annotation, molecular function: protein binding. NCBI's taxonomy places the organism in Eukaryota, Viridiplantae, Streptophyta, Magnoliopsida, Sapindales, Anacardiaceae.